Molecule: messenger RNA, 1355 nt
Organism: Sarcophilus harrisii (Tasmanian devil)
Lineage: Eukaryota; Metazoa; Chordata; Mammalia; Dasyuromorphia; Dasyuridae
Product: cathepsin L1-like
Exons: 9
Coding region: 1-1155 (384 amino acids)
Biological process (GO): immune response
Cellular component (GO): lysosome
Molecular function (GO): cysteine-type endopeptidase activity
Source: RefSeq, a predicted model, not a curated record
AUGAUUAGUACUUUGCAGUCUUCCCCAAAUACAGUAUUUGGACCACAUGAGCGAACAGUUCAUGUGAUGAUGGUAGAGAGGAUUGGGGACUGUGAGAUUCUUGCUACUUUCUUGCAGGGUUGGAAUACAGAAAGUGAACUUGUCCCCCAGAACUUUGUCCAAAAGCUGUCUGACAUUUUCAGAAACACAAAGCUGGACACUGAAUGGGAACUGUUUAAGUCCACCCAUGGAAGGAAUUAUACUAAGGAGGAGGACACAUUUAGGAGAAAAGUAUGGGAGCAAAACCUGAAGUUGAUUGAGGAGCACAAUCACCAGUAUAAGGUGGGGAAGCAGAGUUACUACCUGGAAAUGAAUGCUUUUGGGGACAAGACUGAUAAGGAAUUCAAGAUAAUGCUGAAUCCUAGCAUGUUACAGAGGGUAAGAAGAGAUACUACUACCAAGAAUUUUUCCAUUUUUUCUCACCUUCCCAAAUCAGUGGACUGGAGGGAGAAGGGUUUCAUCACUCCUGUUAGACAGCAGGGAAGGUGUGGCUCCUGCUGGGCAUUCUCAGCAACUGGAGCUGUGGAAGGCCAGCUCUUCCUGAAAACAGGCAAACUUGUGGAACUGAGUAAACAGAACUUAAUUGACUGUUCUAAAUUCCAAGGCUGUCAUGGAGGAACUGUCACUAGUGCUUUCAAAUAUAUUAAAAAAAAUGAGGGCAUUGUCUCUGAGGAGUGCUACCCUUAUGUGGCCAAGAAAAAUUCAUUGUGCUCAUACAGAAGUGAAUGUGCAGCUGUUAAAAUCAGAGAUUAUGUGGUACUCCCCUAUGGAAAUGAAGAAAUUCUGAUGGAGGCUGUGGCAAUCGUGGGACCGGUGUCUGUGUCACUGAAUGCACAGAAGUCCUUGCACUUCUACAAAGGAGGAAUUUAUGUUGAACCAAAAUGCAAACCACGUUACACAAAUCAUGCUUUACUAUUGGUUGGAUAUGGAUAUAAGGAAGGAACAAAAGAUAAAAAGAGCAGAUUGGAAGAAGAAAACCAAUAUGAAGAGACAAAAUUCUGGAUUCUUAAAAAUAGCUGGGGUGUGAACUGGGGUAAAAAAGGAUAUGUGUACAUUGCAAAAGACAAGAACAACCACUGUGGUGUUGCUACGCGUGCCAUCUAUCCUAUUCUGUAACUCAAUGGAAAGAUAAUUUUCUGUCAUUGAAGUUUGUAAUUGGUAGAAGAAAAGAAAUGCUCUUCUAUUCAUUCAUUCAGCAGUAAUAUAAAACCCCAAUACCUGGGAGCAAAUCUUGUAAUAACAAUGCACUUUCAUAACUUGGGAUAUUGUUUUGCCACAAAUGUGGGAUCUAGAUGUUAGCUGACUGUACCAAAAUU